Molecule: messenger RNA, 1668 nt
Organism: Menidia menidia (Atlantic silverside)
Lineage: Eukaryota; Metazoa; Chordata; Actinopteri; Atheriniformes; Atherinopsidae
Source: the annotation of a GenBank genome assembly
AUGGCCGCAGACGUGGAUAAAAACAGCUUUGAUAAAGACAGCGAGGGUCGGCAGAAUGGGCGCCGGACCCCGGGCUCCGGGUCCUGGUUCUACAGGGGGCUGUGGACCCUGCUGUUGGUCUUUGCUGUCCCCUUUAUCGCUUUCGGGAUCAAGUAUUACCAGGAUGCUCGGCUCCUCAGAAGACAUGAGGAGAGUGUCCGAGCUCUGGGUGCCGAGGGCAUUUUUCUGUUCUCCUCCUUAGACACCGACCAUGACCUCUACCUCAGUCCAGAGGAGUUUAAACCCAUCGCAGAGAAGCUCACAGGCAUUACACCCACAGUGGAUUUGGAGGAGGAAAUAGUCCAUGACCCCAAUGGAGAGACUUUGAUCUUGGAGGCAAAAAUGCAGCCUCUGCAGCUUGACUCCAUGACCAAGAGCAAGGAUGGUUUUCUUGGGGUCUCCCACAGCUCUCUUAGUGGACUCCGCUCCUGGAAGAGCCCUGCAGUGCCUUCGUCAUCAUUCUCUGCCAGCCAGUUCAGGGUGUUUCUCCCCACAAAAAACAAAUUAGAAGUUGGAGACACGUGGUGGGUGAUUCCCAGCGAGCUCAACAUUUUCACUGGAUACCUGCCUAACAACAGAUACCACCCUCCUACCCCAAAGGGCAAAGAGGUUCUAAUCCACACCUUGCUGAGCAUGUUCCACCCCCGACCCUUCAUCAAGACCCGCUUUGCUCCUCAGGGCAUGGUCGCCUGCAUCCGCGCCAGCAGUGACUUUUACUAUGACAUCGUUUUCAGGAUUCAUGCAGAGUUCCAGCUCAACGACGUUCCAGACUUCCCCUUCUGGUUCACCCCGGGCCAGUUCACGGGGAACAUCGUCCUCUCUAAAGACGCGUCCCACGUCCGCCACUUUCACCUUUACGUCCCCAGUGACAGGUCUCUGAACGUGGACAUGGAGUGGCUCUAUGGAGCCAGCGAGAGCAGUAACAUGGAGGUGGACAUUGGCUACCUGCCUCAGUUGGAGCUGCAGUCCACUGGCCCCUCAACUCCCUCCCAGAUUGUGGAUGAGGAGGGAAACGUCAUCGACAGUCGGGACGGCAGCGGCGAGCCAAUUCAGUUUGUCUUCGAGGAAAUUCACUGGAGCUCAGAGAUCAGUCAGCAAGAAGCUGCCCGCCGUCUGGAGGUCACCCUCUACCCCUUUAAGAAGGUGCCCUACCUGCCUUUCUCUGAGGCUUUUGAGCGAGCUGAGGCCGAGAACAAGCUGGUUCAUUCCAUUCUGCUGUGGGGAGCUUUAGAUGACCAGUCCUGCUGAGGUUCGGGGCGAACUCUCCGGGAGACAGUCCUGGAAAGUUCGCCCGUCCUGGCUCUGCUCAACCAGAGCUUCAUCAGCACCUGGUCUCUCGUCAAAGAGCUGGAGAACAUGCAGGCUGAGGAGUGGAACCCCGCACUGAGUGAAAAGGCUCGCUUACACCUGGAAAAGUACAAUUUUCCCGUGGAGAUGAUGCUGGCUCUUCCCAACGGAACCAUUGUUCACCACAUCAAUGCUAACUACUUUCUAGACCAAACAGCUAUCAAGCCUGAGGAGGAGGAAGCCACUUUCAGCUUUUCUAGUGGAUUUGAGGACCCUUCCACAUCUAUUUACAUUAGCUUCCUUAAAGACGGGCUGGAGAAAGCUAAGGAAUACAUGGCACAG